Molecule: messenger RNA, 378 nt
Organism: Cladophialophora yegresii CBS 114405
Lineage: Eukaryota; Fungi; Ascomycota; Eurotiomycetes; Chaetothyriales; Herpotrichiellaceae
Exons: 2
Coding region: 1-378 (125 amino acids)
Source: RefSeq, a predicted model, not a curated record
AUGUCCGCAGAAUACAAAGGCCAAGACCCCAUCGACAUCGCCAAAGCCGCGGAGCGUGAUCUCAGUUCACAGCAGGCCAAGCAAGGCCAUGCAGGAAGUACGAGUACUGAUGAAUCUGGAAUCGACCAAAGCGUAACCGCGAAAUUCCCGGGCAGCACCGCCGAGUACGGCAGUAAAGUUUCGGGGGCGGGAGACAACCGCGAAAUCCCCGUUGAAGAGGGCGGAGACAUCCAGAAGGGCACCGGUCGGCCGACGAAAGCAGGAGAUUUUGACCAGGGAGAGGCUGGACAAGGGCCGGAGCACCUGAAGAAGCAGUACGAGGAGCAGUAUGGAGGGAAUGAUGAUGUUAGGGGCAAUAUCAAGAACGCGACUUCAUAG